This is a messenger RNA of Phytomonas sp. Hart1, 1920 nucleotides long. NCBI's taxonomy places the organism in Eukaryota, Euglenozoa, Kinetoplastea, Trypanosomatida, Trypanosomatidae. The record is from the annotation of a GenBank genome assembly.
AUGCGUGAAAGUCACUAUGGUUCCGUAAAGAAUACCCCGGACGCAUGCCACAAUAUCUCGUCUCCUACGGUGCGCUUCCACAGUCCGAAGACGCGUGAGGCCAUCCAACCCAAGGCGGUACUGUCCACUCUGACGCUCUUCGGUGUGAUGUACGUCUCCACGAUUAGUGGGUGUUAUGGCAUGGAGAAUUCGGUUCGCUCUGGCGGACCGCUGCUAUCCAUUAUCUUUUUCCUUUUAAUCCCCCUUGUGUGGGGUGUUCCAGUCUCGAUUUGUGUGGCUGAGCUCUCCUGCGCCAUCCCAUCCAACGCGGGACCUGUGAUGUGGGUGAACUGCGCGUUCCAACCCUGGGUUACCUUCACGACGAUUCUAUGGACAACCUUUCUUAGUACGGUGGAUAACAGCUUAUAUCCGGAGAUCCUCGCGGAUUACUGUGCGAUGCUGUUUGACAUCGACUCCGUGACGAAGACGUGGGUAAAGAUUGGUUUCCUAUCUCUGUGUAUGGUCGUCAACAUAGUCGGGUUUAGACUCCUGGGGCCUCUUAGUGUUUUUAUCGUCAUCAUCACGCUUGUCCCGUUUGUUCUCAUGUUCGCCUUGCAGCUCCCGCACGGCCUGAAUUGGGAGCGCAUCGGCUAUGUACCUGAGACGAUCAAUUGGGCCCUCUUCCUGCCAGUCGUCGCGUGGAAUUUUUCCGGCUUCGAGGCGGUGGGAAACGUCAUCGAGGAGGUGAAGAAUCCAAAGUCGGCGUACAUCCGUGCGCUGGUCCUAAUGAUCUUAGCCUCUUUUCUCACCUACAUUCCUCCUAUUCUAGCCGGGGCGAGCGUUCAAGGGCUCGAAAAAGUUCCCUUUGAAAAUUGGGAUAACGGCUUCUGGGUGAAGGUCGGGGCCGCCGUUGGCGGAACCCCGCUGGCCGCCACGGUGCUCAUUGGUGGUGCCAUGUCGAUGUUUGGCCUGAUGACAACGCUUAUAGCGACCACAUCCCGGGCUCUAACCGGUAUAGCCGCAAUCAAUGCUUUUCCCACCUUUAUUUCAAAUUGGCUUCAGAAAUAUUCCAUGACGUUUAACGCCCAUGUAAACGCUAUCGUUUUGAACACGAUGUUAACCGGUACUCUUUCAAUCUUCUUUAGCUUCCAGACAUUAGUGCAAAUCGAUCAGGUACUCUACGCCUUGCGACUUAUCACCAUCUUGCUUACUUUUCUCAAACUGCGCAUUUCCCAGCCCCUACUCGAGAGGCCCUACCGUGCACCGGGUGGGAAGUUUGCGGCCUGUCUAUGGGCUGGGGUCCCUAUCUGCUUUAGUCUCUUUCUGGUCGUCAUGACGGUGGGAGUAAGUCCUUUUAUAUUUUAUACUAGUGCUCUAUUAAUCUUCGGGUCGAUCCUGAUAUCAGUCGUGAUCGUGAAUUUUUUCAAGUGCGAUGGGUUUGAAGGGUCACUUGUGGAGGCGUAUGAAGAUCCUGAUAUUCAAGCCUAUGAGUCUUUUCUGGGGAUUGAGUCGGAGCAGUGGCGAAAGCAUCAUUCGACCAGUAUCUUUAUUGAGCAUCCAAACCAAAUUUGCCUUGAGCGCUUUGUAAACAUAAUAUAGAUACUGGUUUGUGUAUAUAUAGAUUGAAAUAAAUGCUUAAGGUGUGCAGAUUUCAUAUAAUAGGCAUGCCAAAAUAUGUUAAAGUAAUUUUAGGAUUAGGAAGACACUAGAUAAAUUGGAUUAUAUACACAUUAUUUUUGCAAAAUACAGCAAAUAUUUCAACCUUCACGUUAUUAUUCUUGCCCCACUAACAUUGUCCCUUACAAAUAAAUAUAUAAAUAUUCAUUACCAAAGGGAUUGAAGCUCCUCUAACGAUAAACUCAUCAAACCGGAUGUUUAAAACACCUAUCAACACUUAAUUUGCAUUAUUUGACUCUUCUAUAUACUACUAAAGAAAAAAAA